AAAGCGCAGAAGGAAGGAAGCGCACGCAGCGGGAGCGCGAGGCAUGAGCGGCUGAUGGAGCGCGCGGAGCAGCAGCGGCACGCACACAGCCCCGAGAAACAGCCCCUCCGGCUCUCAGGUUCCCCUCAGCCCUGCGGAAAGUCUGAAACACACAUACCGGAGUAAAAAUAGGAGCUGAACCGCGGGGGGCUCGGGGUCCUAACACCCCCCCACACACCACACAGCAGAGCCUCCGGAGACACGACUGACUGUCUGACCGCCGAGUCCUCUGACCUCAUCAGCACAACUGGAGACCAAGUCAGUGUCCUGUGCUGAGCAGCGUGGGUCACUUCGGUCAGAGACGCAGCGACCGACUGGACCAGCAGCCCAAACAGCAAAGAGGUGUCCAGCGCGGAUGUGCAGGUGUGUGUGAUGGGGGACGCGUGUGUGUACAAGCUGGGCUCUGUGAAGCACCUGCGGUUGCUCCUGCUCAUCUUCCUGCCCUGUGUGUGUGGCCUGGUCUGCCUGCUCACACUGCUGCUCGCCUUCACAGGAAUAAUUGGGAGUGGCCUACUGGACUCGGAUAACUCCGCCCACUUGUCUGGUACAGACGUCUCCAUGGCAACGCAUGUCCCCCUCAUGACCUUCACUACAGGUUGGACGGCUGUCAAUAGCACAGUGACGACGGCGACCGUUCAGUCGGACUUCCCGCCUGACGACCUGAUGACCCCCUACAUUUCUUCUUCAUCAUCAUCCUCAGUGACCCCAACACCUGCGGCCACUUCUGAUUGGCUUAUGAUGUUCUCCACCAUGAGCUCCCUGGGAACCCUGUCGAGCCCCACCAGCGCGAUCCUCGAGCCGGGCACCUGCUUUGACAUCACGGAGAGCCAGUGUCACAUGCUGCCGUACAACCAGAGCGGCGUGUUGCCGGGGGCGACGGCGGUGAGGGGGGCGGAGUUGGAGAUGUUCCUGAAGUUCUUCAGCUACCUGAGCAGACUGAGCUGCUACAGGCACAUCAUGCUGUUCGGCUGCUCCAUCGCUCUCCCGCAGUGCAUUAAACAGGGAGACAGCAGCCGGUUCCUGCUGCCGUGUCAGUCGUUCUGCGAGGCUGCGAGGGAGGGCUGCGAGCCGGUUCUGCAGAUGUUUAACGCGUCCUGGCCCGAGUUCCUGCGCUGCUCUCAGUUCACCAACAUCAGCUCAACAACCAGCGCAGCUCAUCCAGCCUGUUACACACCGCGACACGCCAAGGGGAAGCCCUCUGUGUGUGGAGGCACCGACAGCUUCCUGUGUGCUACGGGAAUUUGUGUCCCCCGGAAACUGGUGUGUAACGGAUUCAAUGACUGUGACGACUGGAGCGACGAGGCCGACUGCAUCUGUGCAGAUGGAGAGUUCAGCUGUGGAACUGGACGCUGUGUGAAUGUUUCUCUGCUGUGUGAUGGUUAUGAUGACUGUGGUGAUCUCAGCGACGAGCACAACUGCAAGUGUGACCCAGUUAAGGAGCACCGGUGUGGAGAGGGACGUUGCAUCCCACCAGAGUGGCUCUGCGACGGGGACCACGACUGUCUGGACAAGAGUGAUGAACUCAACUGCUCAUGUAAAGCUCAGGGCUUGUUGGAGUGUAAGAAUGGCCAGUGUAUUCCCAGUGCCUUUCGCUGUGACGGCGAGGACGACUGCAAGGACGGCAGUGAUGAAGAAAACUGCACAAAGCAGCUGAUUCAGGGAUCUUGUCCUCCAGGUCAGCCGAGCUGUAUUUCUGCUUCCUGUUCUCCAAGCUGCAGUGGCAGCGCCCCCUGUGAUCCUGGCAGCAACACCACCACAAACUGCAGUGCGUGUGAGCCCAUCUCUCUGGAGCUCUGUAUGAAUCUGCCCUAUAACUCCACGCGCUUCCCCAACUUCCUGGGGCACCAGUCUCAGAAGGAGAGCUCGGUCAGCUGGGAGUCGUCCCUCUUCCCUGCGCUCGUUCAGACCAACUGCUACAAAUACCUCAUGUUCUUCGCCUGCACUGUGCUGGUGCCCAAGUGUGACCCCGUGACUCAGCUCAGAGUGCCGCCCUGCAGGUCUCUCUGCAGGAGCUCUAAGGAGCGCUGUGAGUCGGUACUGAGCAUUGUGGGAUUGCAGUGGCCGGAGGACACGGACUGCGCUCAGUUUCCGGAGGAAGGACAAGCGAACACGUCCUGUCUGCUCCCUGACCCGGACGUAGACGAGUGUUCUCCCAGUCACUUUAAGUGCCGGUCAGGGCGCUGUGUCCUGUCCUCUAAACGCUGUGACGGACACAUGGACUGUGAUGAUGACAGUGAUGAGGACAACUGCGGCUGUAAGGAGCGAGGUCUGUGGGAAUGUCCUACAGAUAAAAGCUGCAUACAGCACUCCAGGAUCUGUGACGGGUUCCCCGACUGCAGCCAACUGGAGGACGAGAGGAACUGCUCGGUGUGCAGUGAUAACGAGCUGGAGUGUAAUAAUCACGAGUGUGUGCAUCGAAUUCUGUGGUGUGAUGGACGGAAACACUGUUCAGACAGUUCAGACGAGUGGAACUGCGUCUCUCUUUCUGGCUCGUCCCCUGCCGUGUUAGUGGUCACUAAGACGGCGGCGGAGUAUCAGGUGUGUGCGGAUGAGUGGAACCCUCACCUCAGCAACAUCGCAUGCACACAGCUGGGUUUAGGUUCUCCUCUGUCAGCUGAAGCAGUGGAUGAUGUUCCUGCAGCUGGACGGAGGCGCUGGUUACAUGUCCAUCCUGACUGGAGCCAUCGCAACACAACGGCCCUGCAGGGGCUUCUGGAGAAGAGAGGGCACUCCUGUCACUCGCGCAAGAGGAUCGCGCUCACGUGCAGCCGAGACGAGUGCGGCCGCAGGCCCGCGGCGCGGAUGGUGAAGAGGAUUCUGGGAGGCCGUACGAGUCGUCCCGGGCGAUGGCCGUGGCAGUGUUCGUUACAGAGUGACCCCAGCGGUCACAUCUGUGGGUGUGUGCUGAUCGGGAGGAGGUGGGCUCUCACCGUGGCCCACUGCUUUGAGGGGCGUGAGAGUGCGGAUGUGUGGAAGGUGGUCCUGGGCAUUAAUAACCUGGACCAUCCAUCUGAGCACAUGCAGACGCGGCGCGUGGAGCGAGUGAUCGUACACUCGCGUUACAAUCGCGCCGUGGUGGACUAUGACAUCAGCAUCAUCCAGCUGGACGCCGAGGUGGAGGUCAGCAGCUAUGUCCGCCCAGUCUGUCUGCCUCUGCCUGGACGUCUGCCCAUGCCGGACACCUACUGCUACAUCACCGGCUGGGGGCACAUGGGCAACCGCAUGCCGUUUAAGCUCCAGGAGGGUGAGGUGAGGAUCAUCUCUCUCUCUCAGUGUCAGUCUUACUUUGAUAUGAAGACCAUCACGUCUCGGAUGCUCUGUGCAGGAUACGAGGCGGGAACCAUCGACUCCUGCAUGGGUGACAGUGGGGGUCCGCUGGUGUGUGAGGACUCUGACGGUCGGUGGUCUCUGUACGGUUUGACCUCCUGGGGGUCUGUGUGUUUCUCCAAAGUGCUCGGACCCGGAGUGUACGCCAACGUCACACACUUCACUGAGUGGAUCCAGAGGCAGAUUUACCUACACACAUUUCACCUGGACUAGAGCACACACACACACACACACACACACACACAGGUAAUGCAGUCAGAGUGUGUGUGAUUGUGUGUCUGUGUGAGGGAUGAAAUUUUGCUGAUGAAGGAAAAAAAGAGAAGGAGUGUGUGUAUCCAGUCAUUCCAAAAGGAGGUGUGUGGGUGUAUAAUUUGUGUGUGUGUGGGUGUGGGUGUGUGUGGGUGUGUGUCGGUGUGUGUGAGUGAGAGAGAAAGUUGUGUGUGUGAGUGAGAGAGGUGUGUGUGUGUGUGUGUAUGAGUGAGAGAGGUGUGUGUGUGUGUGUGUGUGUGUGUGUUGUGUAAAGGGAUGACAGUAGGAGGAGUUUAUUCAUUAUUGACUGUUAAGUGUUGCUGCUGUCUGUUGCUACUUUUGCUGAACAGCCAACCAAACACACACACACACACAGACAGACACACACACACACACUGACACAGACACACACACACAGACAGGCACAC
Messenger RNA from Pygocentrus nattereri (red-bellied piranha), 4043 nucleotides. It is a transcript of the gene corin, whose product is annotated as corin, serine peptidase. NCBI's taxonomy places the organism in Eukaryota, Metazoa, Chordata, Actinopteri, Characiformes, Serrasalmidae. Gene Ontology annotation, cellular component: membrane. Gene Ontology annotation, biological process: proteolysis; acrosome reaction. The record is from RefSeq and is a predicted model, not a curated record. Gene Ontology annotation, molecular function: serine-type endopeptidase activity; protein binding. Bases 412 to 3579 code for a protein of 1055 amino acids. The transcript has 23 exons.